GAAACAGCUAUAAUAAUAGCCUCUGAGCCAAAUAUCCCCAAAAGAAAUAUAUGUAGACAAAGGCACCGGGCCAUCUGAAUCCGCACUGAAGACGUUCCGUUGGACAAUACAGACAGGCUCCUUCCGAUGACGCGCACCGCGAGCGAACUUUUCUCGAGGACCUGCGAGCAACAACACAGAAGGCCAAAAGGACGGAACUAGACAUGUUCGGGCCAAUCUACACGUCGAUCACUCAUCAUCAGUUUUAGAAGGCAUACCCAAUGCUCUUGUGCCAUUUUUACAUCAGCUUCAUCCUUCCUCUGAGCGCGUCCGCAUGAAUCUACCGGCGCUCGUCGACUCCGCGCUCUCCGCGAUUGGAGAUCCGCAACCCGACGAUCCAAUCCAGGAAUGUUUUGACGGCGAUAUCGACAAGCUACGUUCCCUCCUCCGCAGCCAUCCUGACGAUGCUCUACAACUGGCUGAUGCCAAACUGCGCGUGUUCCCGUUCAAAGAUGUGAAGGACUGCUGGAGGAGACUGUAUACAGAUGCCAGUAUCGUCAAGGCGUGUUUGACCAUUCGAGAGGUUUGCGAGGCCCAGACUGGGAAAGACCAGCCCGCGCAAUCUGCGACCCUUGGAAAUUCAGGGCAAACAAGAGAAUGGAAAAUCGAUUCCCAGGCACCAUGGCUGUCCUCUGUUGUUCGUCUGCUCGAUAUGGCGUUGAUUAUGGCUGGGGCCCCUUUACGAGAGGAAUUCAUCGAAUCACUCCUGGCAGCUCUUCAAGAUGCAACGAGACCUAUCAAAGCCUCAGGGCCCGCGGAAUCAGACGUGGACGAUGACUACUCGAGAGCACCACCUUCGAAGCGUCGAAAGCUAUGUCCGCCUUUGUUUCCCCCGGAAACGGCUCCAGCACCGUCCCUCAAGCACCCUAUUCCUCGAAUUUCCUCUCCUUCGUUUGACGCCCUCGAAAACCACAUUCACAAUGUCCGCACGCCACUGGUAAUUACGGAUGCGGUGGAACACUGGCCCGCGAUGUCAACACGUCCGUGGACGUCCAGGGACUAUUGGUACGAGCGCACCUUUGAUGGACGUAGGCUCGUGCCGGUCGAGGUUGGUAGAUCAUACACGGACGAGGGCUGGGGCCAACGUAUCAUGCCGUUCAAAGAAUUCGUCGAUAGAUAUAUUUGGCGGAUGGAAGAGUCCAAAAGCAGCGCGGGACAGCGAGGAAAUGCUUCAGAGAACCACGAUGACGAGGGUCAGACGGGCUAUAUGGCGCAGCAUGAUCUCCUCGCGCAGAUCCCAUCUUUGAGGAAGGACAUCUCGGUUCCAGACUAUUGUUACAUCGAUCCUCCUGGUCCUGAACCAGGUACUCCAGUCUACGAAAAGAAACGUCGUGAACGGGAAGAGGCCGAAGCUAAGAAGGCAUCGAAGAGAACGGGACAAGCGUCGGUCAAUGAGGGGGACGCAAUCUCCGUGGACCAAGCUAGUAUGAAAGCUCUGUCGCUUUCCUCGAAGGGAGGCCAUGCUGGAAAUCUAUCAGACCCAGAUUCUGAUGUUAGUCUCCCAGCGGACCCUAUCAUUAACACUUGGAUCGGUCCUUCCUGGACAAUGUCUCCGCUUCAUCAUGAUCCGUACCAUAAUAUUCUUGUGCAGGUUGUGGGAGCCAAGUACAUCCGUCUCUACUCGCCGCAUACCCCAGCCUCACAAAUACACCCGCGAGGAAUGGAGGCUGUCAACUCAUCUUCUGAAAACAAAGCCCAAGGUGACCUGUCUCAGAAAAUGCAGGUAGAAGGUCAAUUGAUCGACAUGUCCAACACAUCGCAGGUGGAUCUCGCAGCGAUCGAGCUUUCUCCUGCGGAGUCUGAAUUGUGGGAUUCGAUGUGGCCAGGUUUCUCGGAUGCGGAGUAUGUCGAAACAGUCCUAAAGGAAGGCGAAAGCCUAUAUAUCCCUGUGGGCUGGUGGCAUUACGUGCGCGGAUUGAAGGCUGGAAUCAGCGUUAGUUUCUGGUGGGGAUGAAGAAUCAAUACGUACGGCAGCAUAAAGCACCGUCUCUGGGUUCGUUAGCUGUCUCAAAACUUGUAUUUUAGGUAUGGGUCGCUGGGGUUUACUCUGCUCAACAUAGAUGAUACCACGAAAGUAGUCUUCAAAUACAGUUUAUUAGUCUUUCU
Paecilomyces variotii is the source of this 2145-nucleotide messenger RNA. Its product is annotated as putative JmjC domain protein. The coding region runs from base 314 to 1993 and encodes 559 amino acids. NCBI's taxonomy places the organism in Eukaryota, Fungi, Ascomycota, Eurotiomycetes, Eurotiales, Thermoascaceae. The record is from RefSeq and is a predicted model, not a curated record. The transcript has a single exon. Gene Ontology annotation, molecular function: 2-oxoglutarate-dependent dioxygenase activity.